Molecule: messenger RNA, 3361 nt
Organism: Drosophila albomicans
Lineage: Eukaryota; Metazoa; Arthropoda; Insecta; Diptera; Drosophilidae
Exons: 8
Coding region: 106-3243 (1045 amino acids)
Biological process (GO): cilium assembly; cilium movement
Cellular component (GO): extracellular exosome; motile cilium
Molecular function (GO): protein binding
Source: RefSeq, a predicted model, not a curated record
UAAAAUACACUACAAACAUUUACACAAUGCAAUAACGUAGUUAUCAAUACAUUUCAAUCGAGCUGCCAACUCAUUGCUGUUUUAAGUGUUGUUGUUACAAAAACAAUGGCGCCUAAACGCGAAAAGAAAGAUAAAAAAGAGAACACAGAUGAUGACUCCAAGCCGCAACCACCCAAUAUAUUUCUAUAUAUUCAGCUGGCCAGCAUUGGUAUUCUGCCCACCACAAAACAUGCACUCGAAAUACACAUGGAUCAAGGAGAAAGCGUCAUUGUGAAAUGCGUAGAGCAAUACGACACCGAAGGCAUUAUUUUGGAGCAAGAAUUCCACACCAAGCCCACAUACACAUUAAUCUUUCAACAGGACAACCUGGAUCGCAUUAAUCAGGCCGCAGAUAAUCCACUGCUCAUCAAACUCUACAUGCGCAAAGUGGAAUCAUCGACGACUUUCACGGAAACUGAGGUGGAGCAGGAAACGUCUCUGACCGAAGAAGAUAAAGAAGAAAACACAGUGGCUGCCGUUAUUGAAGAUGUGACACAUCUGUCGCCUACUCCAGAUGCAGCCCAGGUGAAUAUCGAAGUGGAUUACUUUGCCGACAAUGACGAUCUGUUGCUGCUUUGCGUGGGAUACUUGGAUCUGAUCAAACUCUUUGGCCAUCAUCGCUGCAUGGUGCGCGAGGAACUUUACCUCUACCCCGUACCCGAUGUGCCCAACGAGUUGCGCUGCACCGUCCACUCGGAGUGGCAUCUGUACACUUUAGUGCCCAUUGCCAAGGAAAUUGCGUUCACCAAUAUGGCGUUUGUGUCUUUCGAGUCCAUCUACAAUCUGAAUGAGAAUUAUGCACUCAAUGUGGACACCCUUGAAGUGCAGCUAAGCUUUCGUUCCACACAGCCGGUGACACGCAACGAAUACCAUGUGAUUCCUUGGUGCAGCUUUAACAGAUUCAGCGACGUUUGCAUUGCCAAUCAGCAUAGUUAUUUGCUCUUUGAAUCGUUUCGCAGCAAUGUAAGUAUUGACAAUUGUUUGGGCCUCAAGUCCACCAUGGAGGUGAGCAUCCAUCAGCUGUUCCAGCAGCUCAUGCGUUCCGAGAACUUAGACGUGGUCUUCAAUGCCAUAAGUCCACAAUUCGAUAAUGCUCUGAUUUGCAAUACAUUCCAUCGCUAUAUACUCACCCGUGAAAUGUCCGACGCAUUGUACAAUGUAUUUAUCCUGCAACGUUAUGUUAUUCUAGUGGAGGCCUUUCAGACAGCAAGCGCUACGGACAACAAAGGAACAAAGGGAGCUAAAGCCAGCAAGCAAAAGGUAUUCGAGGGGAUUUUGGAUCCAGCAAUUAUGCUUUUUCCCGGUGUACAAACAAUUCGCUUUGCUGUGGAGCUUAAGUAUCUGGGCAUCCAAAAGAAAGCGGUGAAGACGAAGCGAGUCACUAUGGGCACUUCGAAACAACGCCGCAGCAGCACAGAGCCCCUGGAACCCACCUUUGCCAUCAUCAAGCUGUGUCUCUUGGCACCGCUGGGUGAAACUUAUCACGAGCUGAAGGUGUUUCGAGAGAGCUUCAUAAGCCAGAAUCGACUGUUGCAUUGCAAUAAACCGCCAUCGGAACCACCGAAAGCGACGCUCUGUGAGAUUCAACGUGAAGUAUAUUUGCGUUUCGAUGCAUUCGUACGCGAUACGAUUCGUUAUAUUGUGGACAAGAAUGUGCAGAGCGUCGAGGAGAAGCGCAAUCAUUUCUGCUGUGCGUUGCAGAAUCUCAGCAACAUACUGCUGAAAUUGGUGGGCAGUGAUUUCAAUAAUCGCAUACACACCAGCUCCAAUCAUGAGUUCCGAAAUAUCUGCGUACUUGCAUUCAAUGAGUUGGAGACGCGUACCCACAACCUUCUGGAGAAGAUCGAGGACGAAGGCUUUGAUGAGCUUAUUAAGGAUAGGCACAAGAAGAGCGAACAACUUUUCGAUGCAAUGAAUGCCAUCAAAUUGAUGAAUGCGGUGGGGGAUAAGCGCAUGGCUAGUUAUUUCUAUGAAAAGGAAAAAGAUCACAGUGGGCCGCUUUUCGAAUUCUAUGAUCUGAUUGUCAAAAUGGAGCAAUCCGAGUAUGUAGCUGCCAAGGCCUUUUUUAAAACUGUCCAAAUUCUUUCACCGCUACAAGAUUAUUUAGCUGGUUGGAUUCGCAUAUUCAUCAACUAUGUGGACACACGCGAUGAUCCCGAUCCCACAAUCUCGUCGAAUGCUAAUGAGUGUCUGUUGAAUAGCAUAACACAAUAUGCAGAGACACAUGUUAGCAAAUUGGAUGGUUGGAUUUUGCUUUAUUGCUAUUACAAGCGCUUUGAUUAUGCGCCUGGUUUUAACUACGCACGUUGGCGUCUUGAGGAAGAGUUGACGAGCCCGUCGCAUAGAGUGAAUGAGGCUGCGGCACCUCUCAGCAUUUGGGGCAUUUCGUUGAACAUGAAUCCUGAAUUUGCAAAGGAGAGCGGCCACAUGUUCUUUGUGUGCUUCAAGUUGUUUGUGCGUCUGGGCCUUUAUGAAUUUGGCCAGGUGAUCUUCAACGAGUUCCAGUCGCAGUGCGAUGAGGUAGAUCGUUAUUUGAUUAGCACACAGCUGAAAAUAUUGCUUAAACAGCUCGAUGACGAUUUUGAGCCCGUCGAGCACGGUGGCGUUGGCGAGGACAACGGCGAGGAGGAAGAGCUGACGCCCCAAGCAGCGUUUGUGGCACAGGUAAAUGGCAACGUUGAAUUCGCACGCGGCAACUGGGAGAAGGCAGCCAAUUACUAUGAGCGCAUUGUGGAUCAAUCAUCUGGCUUUGAGGGUGAACGUGAUAACUAUUUGCUGAGCAAACUACGAUUCGCUUACAUAUCCUAUGAGAUGGACAACUUUGACCAGACAGUGAAUGCGUUGAGUCAACCCUUUGACGGUCAACUAUUGUCGCUCUUCUGCAACUACUUGAUGGGCAAAGCCUACUACAGACUGUAUGAUUUCAACAAGGCACUGCAGUGCUUUAUUACCUGCACCUCCUUUGGUGCGCACGUGCCGAACAUUUGGGGUUUCUUGGCUCUGAUUAAUCUGCAUCUGGGCAACAAUGUGAAUGCCAUCAAUUGCUGGAAAUAUGCUAGAAUUGAUCCGACUAAAUGCAUUACAGAUGAAACGAUUUUUGAGGAAUUGGAACUCAUUGAUGUGGACAGCGUGGAUCUGUUUAUCGAUGGGCCUAGUUCUGGUUCGACCACCUCCUCUACCUUCAGCUUUACCGAUGAUGAAUAGUGAUAUGUAGUGUUGUGUUGACUGCUACUAUUAAAAUUGUUGAAUGCCGAGGCAACAGAUAGGCAGCAUCACAUUCUUAGCUCUUGUCUCGGCAUCCCUCAACUUGAUUUCACCCCAA